Gopherus evgoodei (Goodes thornscrub tortoise) is the source of this 568-nucleotide messenger RNA. Its product is annotated as hemoglobin subunit alpha-A. Bases 48 to 476 code for a protein of 142 amino acids. The record is from RefSeq and is a predicted model, not a curated record. NCBI's taxonomy places the organism in Eukaryota, Metazoa, Chordata, Testudines, Testudinidae. Gene Ontology annotation, molecular function: oxygen carrier activity; heme binding; iron ion binding. Gene Ontology annotation, biological process: oxygen transport; hydrogen peroxide catabolic process. The transcript is spliced from 3 exons. Gene Ontology annotation, cellular component: hemoglobin complex; blood microparticle; haptoglobin-hemoglobin complex.
GCUGCAGGCUGGUACCCUGGAGGGACUGGUGCUGCGGAGCCGGAACCAUGGUGCUGACCGCGGGUGACAAGGCCAACGUGAGGACUGUGUGGGCCAAGGUGGGCAGCCACCUGGAGGACUAUGGCUCCGAGGCCCUGGAGAGGCUGUUCACCGUCUACCCCUCCACCAAGACCUACUUCCCCCACUUCGACCUGCACCACGACUCCGCCCAGAUCCGGGCCCACGGCAAGAAGGUGCUGAGCGCCCUGGGGGAAGCCGUGAACCACAUCGAUGACAUCCCCGCGGCUCUCAGCAAACUGAGCGACCUGCACGCCCAGACCCUGCGCGUGGAUCCCGUCAACUUCAAACUGCUGAGCCUGUGCGUGGUGGUGGUCGUGGGCCGCAACAACCCCAGCGUCCUUACCCCUGAGGUCCACGUCUCCCUGGACAAGUUCCUGAGCGCUGUGUCCACCGCGCUGACCGCCAAGUACCGUUAGGCGGCGGCCUCGGCCAGGCUGGCCUCCGCCAGCCUCUGUGCGCAGCCAAGCAGCCCAAUGAUCUGAAAUAAAACCUGCUGCCUUGCGCUCCA